This is a messenger RNA of Kuraishia capsulata CBS 1993, 522 nucleotides long. RefSeq lists its product as uncharacterized. The record is from RefSeq and is a predicted model, not a curated record. Bases 1 to 522 code for a protein of 173 amino acids. NCBI's taxonomy places the organism in Eukaryota, Fungi, Ascomycota, Pichiomycetes, Pichiales, Pichiaceae. Gene Ontology annotation, cellular component: intracellular membrane-bounded organelle. Gene Ontology annotation, biological process: vesicle-mediated transport. The transcript has a single exon.
AUGGAAUUCUUACUGUGCGUUGUGAUUACUAUUUUUACGGCUGAUCCCCUACUAACCAUUGCAGAUAACACUUCGAAUAGUGCCAAAUGGGCCUUCUUUGUGUUCUUGAUCGUCAUCGUGAUAUUUCUAUUUGGUUACACUUUCCUGAUCAACGUCAGAAGGAUAAAAAGGGGCGCCAAGCCAGUUAGAGGAACCGCAUGGAUCACUCCCCCUUCCUACCAGCAAUCGCAGAGACACUAUAACGAGCCUGUCGUAAAUCCGGUACCUCCGUAUUCGCAAGAGGCUCGUCCCGAAGAUGCCGGAUACUACGAUCAGUCUGGAGUAUUCCAUGCUAAUCCGAACGUGCAGAAGGAGUACGAGUUGAACGGAGGUGUUACGCAAAACGAGACUGGCACGUCCAAUAUGCCAUAUCCUGAUUCGGCCCACAUCAGAAACGAUUCACAGUCGCACCAGUAUACAAGACCCGCCGGUCCCCCUCCUGGACUUGAGCAAAGGGAUUACACGGCGCCACCGAGAGUUUGA